This is a messenger RNA of Otolemur garnettii (small-eared galago), 3773 nucleotides long. RefSeq names its product VPS26, retromer complex component B (gene VPS26B). The transcript has 6 exons. Gene Ontology annotation, cellular component: retromer complex; endosome. Gene Ontology annotation, biological process: retrograde transport, endosome to Golgi; intracellular protein transport. NCBI's taxonomy places the organism in Eukaryota, Metazoa, Chordata, Mammalia, Primates, Galagidae. The coding region runs from base 413 to 1420 and encodes 335 amino acids. The record is from RefSeq and is a predicted model, not a curated record.
GCGCCGCCGAAGCACCUGGGUGCGUUGCACCGCCAGAGGCUGGGCAGCUGCUCUGUGAGGGACCCCACCUGGUGGGCGCAGGCCACGCUCACCCGGCUCUGCGCAGCAGCCCUCGCCCGUUCACUGCCAUUGGCGGCUCGGGCUGGCUCGGCGCGGCGCUCUGCUCCUCAGUGCAUUGCUGCUCGGGGCGCUGCAGCCCGCAGCCGCCCGCCUCCCCUGGCCCUGCUCCUCCCCCGUGGAACUGGGCUGUCGGUCGUCGCCCACCGCCCCGCGGCCCCGGCGGAGCCCGGCUGCUGUGCGGCCGCUGAGCGCGCUCCCGCAUCGGGCCCUCCGGCCUGUCUUCCCUUAGGACAGCCCGCGCCCCGGUGCGAGGGAGCGGUCCCUACCGAGACCGGCCGGGCCCGGCGGUGAGAUGAGCUUCUUCGGCUUCGGGCAGAGCGUGGAGGUGGAAAUCCUUCUGAAUGAUGCAGAGAGUAGGAAGCGGGCCGAGCACAAGACGGAGGACGGGAAGAAGGAGAAAUAUUUCCUCUUCUACGACGGAGAGACGGUCUCCGGGAAGGUGAGCCUUGCGCUCAAGAACCCCAACAAGCGGCUGGAGCACCAGGGCAUCAAGAUUGAGUUCAUCGGGCAGAUCGAACUCUACUAUGACCGUGGGAACCACCAUGAAUUUGUGUCCCUGGUGAAGGACUUGGCCCGGCCUGGCGAGAUCACCCAGUCACAGGCCUUCGACUUUGAAUUUACCCAUGUGGAGAAGCCGUACGAGUCCUACACAGGGCAGAAUGUAAAGCUGCGCUAUUUCCUUCGAGCCACCAUCAGCCGCCGCCUCAAUGAUGUUGUCAAAGAAAUGGACAUUGUAGUACACACGCUCAGCACGUACCCAGAGCUGAAUUCUUCCAUCAAGAUGGAGGUUGGAAUCGAGGACUGUCUGCACAUCGAGUUUGAGUAUAACAAAUCCAAGUACCACUUGAAAGAUGUCAUUGUAGGGAAGAUCUACUUCCUGCUGGUGAGAAUCAAGAUCAAGCACAUGGAGAUUGACAUCAUCAAGCGGGAAACGACAGGCACGGGCCCCAACGUCUACCACGAGAACGACACGAUAGCCAAGUACGAGAUCAUGGACGGGGCGCCCGUGCGAGGUGAGUCCAUCCCCAUCCGUCUCUUCCUGGCGGGGUAUGAGCUCACACCCACCAUGAGGGACAUCAACAAGAAGUUCUCCGUGCGCUAUUACCUCAACCUGGUGCUGAUAGACGAGGAGGAGCGGCGCUACUUCAAGCAGCAGGAAGUUGUGUUGUGGCGGAAAGGCGACAUCGUACGGAAGAGCAUGUCCCACCAGGCAGCCAUUGCCUCCCAGCGCUUCGAGGGCACAACCUCCCUGGGUGAGGUGCGGACCCCCAGCCAGCUGUCUGACAACUGUAGGCAGUAGGCCCCCAGGGCCGCGCGGCUGCUGGGCUUCCACCACGGCACCCACCCACCAACACCAGUGGCAGAUUGGGGGGAGGGCCGUGUGAGGCUCAGCGGCCCGUUCUUUGCAACCUGAAAACAAAUCAUGUUUUUGACUUAAAUUCUUUUCUCUGAAGAACCUGAGGGGCUUGGGUUGGAAAGGGACUUUGUGGCUGAUGGGGCACAGGGAGAGGUGGCAUCCUGGAGGCCAGUCUCUUGGGAAGAGGAGCCUUCUGUGGGCCCUCCUUGCCGGGUGGCUCUGUGUCUUACAGGAGAGCAGAGCACACAUCACUGGCUCUGGGCUCUCUAAGCUUCCUUGCAUGGGAGCUGAGUGUGUCCCUGGAAUUCUGAGCUGCCGAUAGGGCCCUCCACUCCACUGUCCCUGAGGUAGUGGCUGAAGGAGUUGGGCCUGUCCCGUCCUGAGUGCAGGGUAACACUCGAGAUCAGGAAGCUCCCUCUUGAGGGUUCUUGGAUGUGGUGCUCUGAAGUUUCCAGAGGCCACUUUCUUUCUGGCCUCUGACUGCUGGGACCCAGGGACAUCCCUUCUCCAUCUUCUCUGAAUUGUCAGUAACAUCGUGGGAGAGAAGCCUGUGGAGGGGCCUUGGGUACAGGGCAGCCCUGGGUCAGUGUCAUGCAUGAGUGGCUGCAGUGUUGGACCCAGGAGCUGAGCCAGGCCCGCUGAGGAAGAUCAGUGCAAGGCAACUGUCUGCGUUCUUAAGACUUCACCGGCCACCUGAGGUCUGGGUUGUUCUAGGGUAUUGCUCCAUGUCCCCAACAAGCCCUCAGCAAGAGGGUCUAUUUCCUUUAAGAAGAGAUCCCAGGAAGGGGCUGGGACCCUUUUGCCUCCCUGAGAGUGGUCCUCAUCUCUCCCCGCCCUCCACUUGGUUUCAAACACUUGCAAAUUUUAUUCUUAGUACCGCCCCUUCACCCCUUCACUCCUCUCCCUACGUGUUAAGGGAGGAUGAUGAGGGUUUCAGCAGAAGACUCUGCUACCGCAACUUGAGGAUAAUUCUGCUUGCCAAAUUACACCUUCAUCCUCGCCAACUAACCAGGUCCAGGACUGUUGGUUUAGUUUGAAAACACACAUACAAAAGCUUGGUAGAUGUUCUUGUCACCCCAGAGAGGAGGGCAGUCCCCCCCUUGUUGUCCUGGGCUGCGGCCUGGGGUCUACAGUAGUAAAAGUGUGUUCUUGUCACCCCAGAGAGGAGGGCAGUCCCCCCUCCUUGUUGUCCCGGGCUGCGGCCUGGGGUCUACAGUAGUAAAAGUGUGUUCUUGUCACCCCAGAGAGGAGGGCAGUCCCCCCUCCUUGUUGUCCCGGGCUGCGGCCUGGGGUCUACAGUAGUAAAAGUGUGUUCUUGUCACCCCAGAGAGGAGGGCAGUCCCCUCUCCUUGCCCCAGGCUGCAGUAGUAAAGGUGUUUAGUGUCCUCUUCUGCCUUGUCUGGGAAUGACAGGAACUUCUUCUCCCCUCCCUUCCCUUUACAGGAAGACCAAGCAGAUCCACUGGCCAAUUAGUACCAUGUCUAGUGGUCUGAAUUCUCUGUAAUUUGCAAAGUAGACUCCUUGGUUCCUGUGCCACCUUUUAGUAAGUGGGAAAUAGGAUUCCUCCUUUCCUCAGAAAUCUGUGCAGUCUGGCCUUUGACUGGACAGUGUUCAUGGAUCAGAGCUGAGACUGGAGGGAAAGGCAUGUGGGGGUGAUGUCUGCAGAUGACUGGGGACAGCAGAACUGAAGAAGGUGAAUUUGCUUCUCCCAUGCUGGACCCUGAGUUCAGAUGAGACACACAAUCCCCAUGGGAACAAGACCCCCCUCCCCCAGCUGCCCUUGGAUUACCAAGGUUGGGGCCUAAGUGUAAGAGGGGGGCAGGUUCUGGGUUCCUUGCUUUUUUCAGAGCAUGAGGUGAGGCUUUGGUGUGCCUCCUUUUUUAAUAGCUGGUAUUCUAACUAGCAGCAUUCAUCAGUUCCUCUGCCUCCCAACUAACAACACAAAUUCAUUGUCCAACUUUCCUCACAUCUUAACCUGGGAGAACUAGAAGAGUUUACUUUGAUUCUCUUAGGCGCUGAGCAAAAGCCAGCUGUUGUUUUCUCUUACACUCUCCCCAUUCUCCCCUUCUCUGUCAAACUGUGAGAGGCUCCUGCCUCCGCCCCUGAAGGUCCCCCAACCUGGGAGUGCACAGGUACUAAACCAAGCAGUGCAACUUGGAGUUAAGCAGCUGCAGUGUUUACAUGUUUCUUAACGUGUCAUCUUUUCAAUGGCUGUAUUUUCAAAGAACACUUGUUUUAAUAGUCUGAUUAAAGGAAGCCCCUGUGGCUUUGGGGGCAUUGUGCCCUGGGUCCACCA